AUGGUUACCCCGUCACAAGAGGUCGCCAACGAGAGUCCGAGGAGGAAAUUGUGAACUUGACGCAUUCCCGCCAUGACGAAGCCGCCCACAACGCCCGCUCCACUGCUGACAGUAGCGUGGGCGUUACUUCUCCUCCUCCUCUACGCCCCAGCCGGUAACUGCCACGCCCGCACGUCCGUCUCGAGCGCCUCUUCCAGAACGAGGAGGAAUGUUCUCGAAGCUCCGACCCCGGAUGUUGGGCGGGCGUCGGCGGAAGCCAGGGGUGAGCGCGAGGACUUCCCUUCGUCAGGAGCGUCCGUCCCCAAUUCCUGGCUGUACAAAUUUCCUCCGUGGUUCCUGCCGAACAACCCCGCUCCGGAGGGAUUCGCCAAGCACCAGAUCCCUGCCCCUUCCGGCGUCGGCCCACUCCUGAAGGAUCCCCAACUCUCGACUUCGGGCGGCCCCCCAACCCACUUCCCUGAGGGCUCCUCGACCCCGAGCGCGGGCGGCCCUAAGGCCCUCUCGCCCGGAUCCCACUUUCGGAUCCCGGACGAUCCCGGGGCGUCCCUCCCGGACGUGCUCGACGGCGACGUGGUCAUCGUGUCGGACCUGCAGCAGGGCGAGCGCACGGGCCGCCUCCAGAACAUCCGGCUGCGCGGCGACUCGGAGUUCAAGGAGGAGCUGCUCAGGACCAUCCUGGAGACCAAGCUGCUCAACAAGGAGGUUCCGCUUCAGACGAGCACGCCCUCCGGCGCCGAAGCUCCGCCCGGCGUCACGCCCUUCCAGCUGCCCCUCUCGGCCGGCCCGCCUCCCCCUCCGCCCCCGGCGCCCACGCAGCCCUUCGUCCUGCAAGACCUCGGAGGGGGAGACCUCCCGGCUGCCCACGGCUUCGGGGGCGCCACGUCCUCCGAGUCCGGCGUCGGGAAGGCGGCGACGGGCGGCCGUUUCGGUGGCGGAGGCCCGGUGAGGACGCCGUUCGUCGCGCCGCUCACGCCCGCGACCCACCACGCCGAAGGUGGUCUCGGCGAGUUCCGGCCGAGCCCCCCCGACCUGACGUUCGCCAACCGGUCUCCUCCGCGGAGCUUCCUGCAGGCGGCGCCGUCCCUACCGCUGCAGCAGACGCCGCCCCGCGACCCGAGCUUCAACCCGCCUCCGGCUAUCUCUGCGCCGCAGCCUCGUCCGCCGCAGCGAGGGCUCGGCGGGCCGCCCUUCCGGCGACCCGUCGUCGAACACAACGCCAUCGCCGACGCCUUUUUCAAGGACCAGGAGGAGGCGCUGCUCAAAGCCGCCGACGGAGCCAAGGUGCGGGGCGGGCGCGUCCACGGCGCUGCCGACGACCCCGUCUGGAUUCCGUUCAUCCCGGGCGUGCCGCUGCCCAUCCUCGUUCAGCACUCGCUGGCCGAGCGCCGGAGGCAGAAGGCGCAGAGAACGCGGUCCCUGGGGAGCCAGCCUCCCCCUUCGUCUCUGUCCCUCCCACCUUUCUCGCACGCCGACCGCCGCCCUUCCACUCACCUCGCCCACCCGCCUGCGGGAUCCGGCGAGGCGUCGUACCCGACGAGCAUUCAGGACAUCAUAAACAGUCGGCUGGACACGUCGCAGGAGCUGUACUCGAGGGCGCGGCCCAGCGCCUCUCUUGCAGGAACUUCUGCCUCGUCGUCGGGAGAAACGGACUUGGGACUGCUGGCUUGGGCGAGGUCUUGAGGGAGGCCGAUGAAUAAUUCAUCAAUAUUAUAGUUAAUUCGCCGAUGGGAAAUCCCUUGGCGUUUCUUAUUUAUUUCAAUUUCUCGCUAGUAUUGAUGUUUCCGACGUGUUGAGAGGUAAGAGUGUCACCAUGAUUUUUAGAAGAGUAUUUUCCACUUCCGAAGAUGACCAGCCUAGGCCUAAGAUUCGGAAAGGUCUAAAAAUGGAAGUCAGCUUCUGACGGAACAUUAGGCUCAUGCCUUGCAUGGUGAAUGAAUGAUGAAGUAUUUCAUACAACUGAAGAUAAUUAUCACAUGUAAUUAGUUUUGCCAAAUGGGGAUGCAUUUUAGUACUGAUGUGGUCUAUACAUUAUAGACAGGUUUAAGUAUCUUUAAUUCAUAACUCUUAUUUAUGCUUUUUUUUUAUGAUUGCAUAUAAUAUUCGCGUGUACAUGUGCAUUCUUCUAUUUAAUAUUUAUUCAGUAUUCAUCUUUGCUAAGGUCUUUAAAAUAUUUGCAUUAUAAAAUCAUAAACUUCAUUCAGUUUAAC
This is a messenger RNA of Penaeus vannamei (Pacific white shrimp), 2207 nucleotides long. The record is from RefSeq and is a predicted model, not a curated record. NCBI's taxonomy places the organism in Eukaryota, Metazoa, Arthropoda, Malacostraca, Decapoda, Penaeidae.